This is a messenger RNA of Megalops cyprinoides (Indo-Pacific tarpon), 1281 nucleotides long. RefSeq names its product RAD9 checkpoint clamp component B (gene rad9b). The coding region runs from base 1 to 1281 and encodes 426 amino acids. The record is from RefSeq and is a predicted model, not a curated record. Gene Ontology annotation, biological process: cellular response to ionizing radiation; mitotic intra-S DNA damage checkpoint signaling; DNA repair. Lineage: Eukaryota; Metazoa; Chordata; Actinopteri; Elopiformes; Megalopidae. Gene Ontology annotation, cellular component: checkpoint clamp complex. The transcript is spliced from 11 exons.
AUGAAGUGCGUCAUCGAAAGAAAUGGCGUAAAAGCAUUUGGGAAGGCCCUUCAUGCACUGGCGCGCAUCGGCGAGGAGCUCUGGCUGGACCCGUUGGAGAAAGGACUGGCCGUGAGGUCAGUGAACAUGACCCACUCUGCAUACGGCUGCUUCCUGUUCUCACCGCUGUUCUUCCAGGAGUACAAACCAGGCACGCCCCCGAACUCAGGGGCCAGGAAGUGCAAACUGACCAUGAAGUCUGUGCUGCCGCUUUUCCGUUGCCUAGCUACCAUUGAGCGAAAUGUGGAGAGGUGCAAAAUAUCCAUCAGCAUCCCUGAGUGCAGAGUGAUAUUCCAGUUUUUCUGCAGGCACGGUAUCACCAAAACUCACAACCUGGGUUUCCAGGAGUGUGAGGCACUCCAGGCUGUGUUUCCUGCUCAUCUUUGUCCCAAUGUGCUGAAAGCCCAGGCCAGACUUCUUGGUGACAUCGUGAUGCACUUCCCUGUCUCUCAAGAGGAGGUUACUCUGAGUCUGACUCCUGUGAGGGUCAGUUUGAAGAAUUUCUGUGAGGAGGAAAAGGAUCUCAUGAGGACCGUGCACACAGAGAUGUCCCUUCACCCUGAAGAGUUUGACUAUUUCCAGGUCGGAGUGCACUCAGACAUAACCUUCUGCCUGAAGGAGCUGAGGGGCUUGCUGUCCUUCGCUGAGUCCCACUGCCUGCCUGUGACCAUCCACUUUGGGACACCUGGGAAGCCGGUGUCCUUCUCUGUGGAGGACAUGGUGCUGGAAGCCACCUUUGUGCUGGCCACUCUGGCUGACCCUGAGGAGACGACCCCUCCCCACACCCCAGCCCAGGCCCAGGCCACGCCCGCUGCUACACCAAGUCUGCCCGUGUCCCCUGUUCCUGCUGAGGCCGACAUCCCGCUCCACCCAGGGUGUGCGGGGGAGCUGAUCGCCUCCAGCCAGGGCAGCCCUGUUUUCAAUGGGCCGGCCCACAUGAGAGACCUCCUCAGCCUGCACCAAGUGGGCGGGGUCAGUGAGGAGGGAGAGGUCAGAGGUCAGGGUGAGCCCAGGCUACAGGAACACAUGCACAUGGAGGCUGCCACGCCCACACCUGUCCCCUCAGCCACCUUGAAGUUCCGUUCCCUUCUCUUCGGCGCCCUGUCCAGUCCGCAGCCCACCGGACGGGUCCCGGUGCCGCCCAGUCUGGCGUGUGCCAGCGACACGGAGGAGGAGCCGGGAGAGGACAAGGGCACCCUCUCCCCAAAAACACUGACUGUCACAGAAUGCAGAGAGAUCUGA